Puccinia triticina is the source of this 4281-nucleotide messenger RNA. RefSeq lists its product as uncharacterized. Gene Ontology annotation, biological process: microtubule-based movement. Gene Ontology annotation, cellular component: dynein complex. Lineage: Eukaryota; Fungi; Basidiomycota; Pucciniomycetes; Pucciniales; Pucciniaceae. Bases 1 to 4281 code for a protein of 1426 amino acids. Gene Ontology annotation, molecular function: ATP binding; ATP hydrolysis activity; dynein light intermediate chain binding. The transcript is spliced from 6 exons. The record is from RefSeq and is a predicted model, not a curated record.
AUGAGUGCCGGCCAUCUCAAGCGCUCCCAACUUCAAAUCAGUAGCUCUUUGGCUGCCAAUAGUCUCUCUGAUUUGUCCGAUAGUCGCGCGGAACAAGAAAUUUUGGUCCAAAGUGUCACUGAAACUACAGUUCCUAAGUUGGUGGCGGAUGAUGUGCCUUUACUCACCAGUUUACUGGCCGACGUUUUCCCGGGCAUUGAAUACAGCCCGAGUAAUUUGGAUAAGCUCAAGGCGCACAUCCGUGCUGUUGCUGCUGAACAGCAUUUGGUUGUCGGUGAUGUGUGGUUCCAAAAGGUCCUCCAACUCUACCAAAUCCAAAACAUCCAACACGGCCUGAUGAUGGUCGGGCCGUUGGCUACGGGGAAGACCCAAGCCUGGAAGGUUCUGCUUGCGGCGCUCCAACGACUCGAAGGCCGCAAAGGAGUCUCCUAUGUCAUCGAUCCCAAAGCAAUCUCUAAAGAUUCACUCUAUGGUACCCUCAAUCCGACUACGCGUGAAUGGAACAAUGGGCUGUUUACUAACAUCCUCAGAAGGAUCAUCAAUUACGUCCGUGGUGAAGAUGCCAAAAGGCAAUGGAUUAUUUUUGACGGCGACGUGGAUCCGGAAUGGGUCGAAAACUUAAACAGUGUUUUGGACGAUAACAAGUUGCUGACCUCCCAACGGAGAACGACUCAAUCUGCCGAGCAAUACGCCGUCACGCCAGACAUGUUCUACGAGAAUUAUCUGAAGACUACUCACGACGUGGCUCUGGAUGCCAUUGCGGACGACAUGUUAAUGGAUGCUCCAACGCGCAAACAGGAUAAUUCUGGAGAGGUUCCAGAUAAUUUAAUCACUCAGCGCUCGAUCAUCAAUGUCUUAUCGGUGUACUUCCAACCUGACGGACUUGUUACUUGCGCUCUCGAAUUUGCUGCUGGAGUUGAUCACAUUACGGAAUUCACCGUGGCUCGAGUGGUCUCGACUCUCUUCUCCUUGAUCAACAAAACCAUCCGGAAUGUAUUGGAUUAUAAUGCCCGUCACAACGACUCUCCUCUGCCGAUGGACAAAGUCCGCACAUAUUCUCAAAAGCGUCUCUUGGUCGCUAUCGUCUGGGCAUUCACGGGUGAUUCAAAACUUGAUACACGGGCCUGGAUGGGCAACUUUUUGCGCGAUUACUUGGGUCUGGACAUGCCUCCAUUGAAUGGCCCCGAGGCUUCGCUAAUCGACUACGAUGUUCCAGUGGCCUCCGGUGAUUGGGAGCCGUGGAAAAACGCAGUCUCCGUUGUUGAUAUCGAUACUCACCAAGUUACCUCUUCCGAAGUCGUCAUUCCGACUUUAGAUACUGUCAGGCAUGAAGAUGUGCUCUACUUGUGGCUCUCUGAACACAAGCCCUUGAUGCUCUGCGGCCCCCCUGGAUCUGGAAAGACCAUGACACUAUUCAGUGCACUACGGAAACUGCCGGAUAUGGACGUCGUCGGGCUCAACUUCUCGAGCGCUACAACACCUGAAUUGGUCCUCAAGACAUUCAAUCAGCAUUGCAAGUACAAGAAGACGCCGAAUGGAGUUGUGCUAGCCCCAGUACAGAUUGGCAAGUGGAUUGUUGUCUUCUGCGAUGAGAUCAACCUGCCAGCUGCCGACAAAUACGGCACUCAGAAGGUGAUCUUGUUGUUGAGACAGUUGGUUGAGGGCAGCGGAUUUUGGAGGCCAUCAGAUAAAGCCUGGAUCAGGCUCAAACGAAUUCAAUUUGUUGGUGCUUGUAACCCUCCCACCAAUCCCGGUCGAGUCGUUCUCCCUCAACAUUUUUUGCGACAUGCACCCCUGGUAAUGGUCGAUUAUCCUGGAGAAGCGUCAUUGAAACAGAUCUACGGUACCUUCAACAGAGCCGCCUUGAAAGUCGUCCCCAACUUGCGAGGCCAUGCAGAGCCCCUCACAUCAGCUAUGGUCAAGUUUUAUCUGGCUUCCCAAAAGUGUUUUACGUCCAACAAUCAAGCACAUUACAUCUACAGUCCUCGUGAGUUGACCCGAUGGACUCAAGGUAUCCAUCAAUCCAUCAAACCUUGGGAAACACUCUCCUUGGAAGGCCUUGUUCAAGUUUGGGCCCACAAAGCACUCCGCUUGUUUUCAGACCGAUUGGUCUCAGAGGAUGAGAAGCGGUGGACAGACAAACAAAUUGAUGCGAUAGCCAUCCAACAUUUCCCCAGUAUUGAUCAGUCUGAGGUGCUUGCUCGGCCAAUCCUCUUUUCUAACUGGACCUCUAAGCACUGCAUCAGCGUUGAUCGAGAUCAAUUGCGUGAUUGCUUGAAGGCAAGGCUACGGGUGUUUUAUGAAGAGGAACUUGAUGUGCCAUUGGUCUUAUUCAACGAUGUACUCAAUCAUGUCUUGAGAAUCAAUCGUGUAUUCCACCAAGUUCAAGGUCAUCUACUUUUGAUCGGUACUACUCUAUCUCGAUUUGUUGCGUGGAUGAACGGCUCGAGUGUGUUUCAAAUCAAAGUGCACAACAAAUACACCGCCGAUGACUUGGACGAUGAUUUGAGGAACGUUUUGCGCCGGUCUGGUUGCGAAGCUGAGAAGAUAUGUUUCAUCAUGGACAAAUCUAACGUACUCAACUCUGGAUUCCUCGAACGCAUGAAUACUCUUUUGGCCAAUGCGGAAGUGCCCGGUUUAUUCGAAGGCGAUGAACACGCCGCGCUGAUGACGGCUUGUAAAGAAGGGGCCCAGCGUGAUGGUGUUGUGCUGGACUCUCCUGACGAGCUCUACCGAUGGUUUACUCAACAGGUUGCCAAAAACCUACACGUGGUGUUUACCAUGAACCCACCGGAAAAUGGUCUGGCCUCACAAGCGGCCACCUCCCCAGCUUUGUUUAACCGCUGCGUGUUGGAUUGGUUUGGAGACUGGUCCGAUCAAGCGUUUUACCAGGUUGGAAUGGAAUUCACGAGCAGUUUGGAUCUCGAUACCAGCCAAUACGUACCACCGGCGAACUUCCCAGUCGUCUAUCAACAGCUAUCACUUCCUCCAGUCCAUCGAACUGCCAUUAUAAACGCCUUGGUUGCUGUUCACAUGUCAAUGUACAAAACCAAUCGCUGCUUGGCCCGCCGACAAGCACGGUUUAAUUACGCUACCCCUCGACAUUAUCUCGAUUUUAUCAAUAAUUAUGUCAACCUGUUUAAUGAGAAACAAGACAAUCUGGAGGAACAACAGCGCCACUUGAAUAUUGGACUGGAAAAGCUGCGCAAUACAGUGGUUCAGGUAGAAGAGAUGCGACAGAGUUUGGCCAUUAAACGAACGCAACUGGCCAAAAAGGAAAAGGAAGCUGAAUCGAAGUUGGCUCAGAUGCUGGCUGAUCAAAAGGAAGCUGAAUCCAGGAGACAAGCUUUGAUUCAAAUCCAGGCUGCCCUUGAGCAACAGAAUAAGGAUAUCGCGGAACGUCAAUCUGUUGUCAUGGCGGACUUGGCAGAUGCUGAAACAGCGGUCAAAGAGGCCCAAGCCGCCGUCAGUAAAAUCAAGAAGCAGCACUUGAUCGAAGUCAGGUCAAUGGCCAACCCCCCUGAGGCCGUCAAGUUAGCCAUGAAAUCUGUUUGCACGAUCUUAGGACACCGUCUCGGUGAAUGGAAAUCUGUUCGAGGAAUCGUCAAGAACUCAGGCUUCAUUGAGAGCAUCAUGAAGUUUGAUGCUAAAGAGAAAAUGACUCACCAACUCCGUGAGAAGAUGAAAGCCGACUUCCUGUCCAGAACUAUGUUUAAUUUCGAUACCGUUAACCAAGCAAGUAAGGCUUGUGGCCCGUUAUGCAAAUGGGUCAUCGCCCAGGUCAAGUUCUCCAAAAUCUUACAUAAAGUUGGCCUACUUCGUCAUGAAGUCAAUUCGUUGGAAGAACAGGCGGCUACCACUCAAGAAAAAGCGGCAACUGUCGUGACAAUGAUUGCAGAGCUUGAGGGUAGUAUUGCGAGAUACAAACCUGAAUACGCUACGUUGAUCAGUGAAACUGAAGCAAUCAAGCGGGAGAUGAAUCGGGUCAAGUCCAAAGUAGAGCGCAGUAUGACUUUCCUAGAAAGCUUAGGAUCUGAAAAGACUCGAUGGGGGGCCGGGAGUGCUACCUUUGACACCCAAAUGAGCACCAUUGCUGGUGAUGUGCUCUUGUCGGCGGCCUUCAUUACCUAUGGUGGAUUCUUUGACCAAUCCUAUCGCCAAUCGAUGUGGCAAGGAUGGGUUGAUCAUCUGAACCAAGCUAAUUUGAAGUACAACACCAAAUUGUCCCUGACCGAAUACUUAUCCACUGCCAACGACAGAAUCGACUGGCAAUCAAAAUGA